Molecule: messenger RNA, 4834 nt
Organism: Synchiropus splendidus (mandarinfish)
Lineage: Eukaryota; Metazoa; Chordata; Actinopteri; Syngnathiformes; Callionymidae
Gene: maff
Product: v-maf avian musculoaponeurotic fibrosarcoma oncogene homolog F
Exons: 3
Coding region: 2258-2806 (182 amino acids)
Biological process (GO): regulation of transcription by RNA polymerase II; regulation of epidermal cell differentiation
Cellular component (GO): nucleus
Molecular function (GO): RNA polymerase II cis-regulatory region sequence-specific DNA binding; DNA-binding transcription factor activity, RNA polymerase II-specific
Source: RefSeq, a predicted model, not a curated record
AUUUGUAUAGCGUGUUGGCCAUGAAGACGCGUGAUAGAAGCGGACCACUGAGCUUGGUUUCCGCCUAAUGCUUUCUAAGCAGCCAAGGACAAGUGAGCAGGCAGCUGUUGGCUUUAAUCUCCGAAACCGUAGAUGCUAGAGAUGCUAACGGUUGCUAGCAUGCAAUAGAAGCCCGCGUUUACGGUUAAUAUCUCAGUAUAUUUAAUACUCACCGACGUGUUGACUCGUAAUUUGACUGUUCUCCGUGGAUUGGUUUAAAUGGAUUGGCUAAAUCGUUGGAUGUCGACCUCACUCGUGAUCGCUAUUUACUAUGGCAGCCGCGGCGCUUCUCCCUAUAAGGUGGCGGUGCUAGCGAGAAUAACAAACGGCAGCAGGCACUUGGAUUCAUCUUAAUGCGUUUCAAGGUUUCAUAUGCUUAAAGAGAACCUAACAGUUUCCUGCGGCGGGCUAGCUUGUUCACUUGUUGCGCUCUUAUUUUGGGCACUGGCUGUCUGUUAACCUGUUAUUUAUAGCCGUGGAUAAACACAAAUGCACUUUGCUGUUUGUCCGACGGCAGUUUAAGGAUAUGGUUGAUUUUCUUGGGUUCGAAUCGUCUGGGUUUGUUAGUAGAAUUGUGAAAUGGUUUAUUGCUGAAUCACCAUGACUUUACGAAAGUGCGGUCCCGUGGGUUUAAGUCCACCACCGCCACUUCCCACGCAUGACGGGAAAUGCAGUUUAUUGUCAGCACUCCUGCCGACCAUAAUAGCAGGUGUGUGAGAUCGAGAGACGUCAAACCCCGUGGCCCUGUCUGGGUUUACUUAACAUUGGGGAUCAAGAAACCACAAUCUGUUAGCAUACGGUCUCUUUAAGCUGAUUUGUAAUGAGAUUUUGAAAAUGAAUAAUAUCAUUGUUUUUAAUUUAUCGGUUGCCACACAUGGUCUAAUGUAUCGAGACAAUUGUCUAAUUCAUAAAUGUACAGCAGAAAACACUAAAAGUGUUUGUAUGACUUGUUGGUGUGAAAAUGUCUUGCUCAGUGUAUAAGUGAUCUGCUGCCUUAACAUACAGGUGAAACUAAUGACACUACGUGAACUCAAUGUGCCCCAUUGCUGGAACAAAUUUUGGUCCUGGUUCAUCUUAGGGUGGUUGCCCACGUCAGGCCUGAUAGCACAAGAGCGUCCCAAAAUCAAGCCAGGAAUCUAUUGUCAUGAGAAGAAUCGGGAGUGGAAGAUGUUUAAUCUUCUCACCAGAUUUAGAUGAGUUAAAGCACUAGCCCUUUCGUCUGGUGUUAAUUCCACUUGCAUUUUCAUUGGCGUAUAGAUGUGUGGAUUAAGUCACAUGAAUGGCCACAACUGUGAAGUCUAAAUUCUCUUAAAUGUCUUCCUUUGAGGGAAUUUUACCAGAAGAAUUCGUUUUUAAACAAGAAGAGAAUGUAGUUCUCAUUCUAAAAACAAAUGUGGUCUCGGUCAGUCUCGAAAUAGAAUUCAGAGUCUGCAGUCUGUUUGAGGAGACUAGACAGAGGGAAAAAUGUUUUUUCGUUGUGACCUAGACUUUGAAAAGAAAUGCCCUGGAUGUCAAAUGAUUGUAAAUGGGAAUGUUAAACUGUCACUGAAUGUCGCAUUUCUUCAAGCUACGAGACAGAGACCUGGAACUAGUUUAGUUUGUAUAUUUCUUUAUAUAUUUAGCUGAAGAGCUAAGUUCUUUUAAGAGCAGUUAAAUAAAAGGCAGGGUAGAGGUACAUUUUAGGACAAUAACUGUUUUGUUUGAAUUGAAGGUGAUUGAGUCAGAAGUUUAGAAGUCCGUUAGUUAACCUUAACAUUAACAUUCAGAUUCCCUGUUUCAGUUUCUCAUCAUGAGAAGUAGAUUAAUACAGAAGAGCUGAAGCACAUUUUCAGAAAAAAUAAGCUUCGUCAAUAAUGAAAGUGAAUGUUAGAUGUUGGUCCAACAAGACAGGGUGUAUGUCUUUUUGUCUGUAACUGAAAGUUGUUUUGUCUCGUGUCGAAUGAUUUCUCCUAAAAAACCUUGUGACCAGACAAAAAUGCUUCCAUUUUAGAUGAAAAGAAAAUGGGUUCUUUGUCUCAAUAACAUUGAAAGCAGCUCAAAGAAGAAGUCAUCUUUCUGUCUUUACAAUGGAAGCUUUGAGCCGUUGACAGAGUGUUGACAAGAGGAAGUGUCGAGGGAAUUGGUUAGGACACCUGCCUGUAGCAAUCAGGCAACUUCCUCCUCGCGGUUACACUCGACAGAGGGAGAAAGAGAAAAGGGCGUGACUCACUUCGCACUCAUGUCAAGCCACACACUUUUUCAAGCAAUGAGUGACUGUGCCUGUGUGUGUUGGAGGGAAGUGAAGCAAGGGAUCAUGACGGAGAGAAGCAGCAAAGCCCUCAAGGUGAAGCAGGAGUGUGGCGAGAAUGUGCCCUUCCUGUCUGACAGCGAGCUCAUGUCGCUCUCCGUGAGGGAGUUGAACCUGCACCUGCGCGGCAUGUCCCGCGACGAGGUCCAGAAGCUGAAGCAACGGCGGCGCACUUUGAAAAACCGGGGCUACGCGGCCAGCUGUCGGGUCAAGCGGGUGUCCCAGCGCGAGGCCCUGGAGCAGCAGAAGAUGGAGCUGCAGCGGGAGGUGGAGCGGCUCGGGGCGGAGAACGCCGGCAUGAGGAAGGAGCUGGAGGGUCUGGGCGCCCGCUUGGCAGCACUGCAGAGGUUCGCUCGCGGCCUGGAAUCGGGAGGGGGCAACCUCCUGGCCGCCACCCCCCGCCUCAACACAGCCUCCGUCAUCACCAUCGUCAAGAGUCCGCCACAAGCUCAGGCACAGAGAGACCACGAGCCGUCCUAGAAGUAGCUGCUGGGCUCAGACUGAGGGGAGGGACACAACCUGCAAUGCAAACACACAUUGACACGCAAGUCCCAAAACAAGCGUUUAGAGCCUCAUUCACGUCGUCUGUGUCCUUCUCACAUCCAGGUCUUAUUUAUUCUCAUGACAAACACACACACACAGUGGCGGGCGUGUCACGUCCCCUGUUCAAUGACAACUGGACUUAAAAAUAAAGCACUUACCGGCACCGCUCUCCUGAGAACAUUUCAACUGCAGUCGUGCUCAGAGGAUGCAGACUGAAUGAGAAUGAGGCGCUAAACUGACACACACAUGCACAAACCCACACAACCCCCGCCGGGUGACGACUUUGACGAACUCUUGACUGAAAUGAGAAUAACCCCGUCAUUAUAUUCUUUCAUCGCCCCAAAGCUGCUCUCCCACUCUCUCGAUCAUUACACCUGCUCCACAGCAACACUCCGGGGAGGAGCAGUGUGUCUGCGCGCCUCUGCGGCCUUUGCUCUCCCGGUGAUUUGUUACUUGCUGAUUCAUUGGUGAUUGUGAAAGUUAGAUUUCCUUGUUAGGUGAGGGGAAGUGGAGCUAGCGUCCUGUUUUCACUUGAGAAUUAUCUCUGCCUUCACCUUUUGUUCUGAAAACAAACCUUUAUUCUUGCCACUUGACUGGCUGAACAUGUGCUGAUGCUGAAAGACAAAAUGUCAGAAAAUCAUCAUCAAAAAUGAUGAAAAAAAUCAUUUUCUCUGUCGUAAUGUGCUGAGCGGCCAGAGACUCGUCUGAAUUUGAGUCAAGUGUCCUGGAGAGGCACACCUCAUGUACUGGUCAUUGUUGAUCUCUUCUGAUUAAAGGGAGUGCUGAUCUGAGAUAGAGCACGUUUUCCUCCUGUCACUCAAAAUCCUAACCAUCGGGCCCAGUUGAAACACCUGAACAGGUGGAAUAAUCGCCCAUGAACUUGACGGACUGACCAGACGUCCCGCUAAAUGCGCUGACCCUACCUACAUGUUUGCUGCUGUGCACAUCUGUCAUUGAUCCAGUGCCUUCAGUGUGAGUUCAAAAACCCGGGACGGACUCUGACCGACUGUUCAAACGCUUCUCUCUGUCUAUUUAUUUACCUAUGUUUCUUUUGUUUUUUUACUCACUCAGUCUGCUGUGACGUCCUUUCCCUUCUGCUCGACUCCUGACUGAUGUUUUGCUAAGAAAAACAUCACAUCUGGCAGGAAUUACACUCAAAUCUGCAAACAUUCCUGUUCUUAUUCGUGCCGCUUGAGAGACGACAAUGUUGAGUGACAUUUAUCAGAGAUAUAUAUUCUAUAUUUUAUUUGUAUUUAAAGGUAGAUAAUAUGCUAAAGACAAGCUAACGAGUGCUGUGAUGUUCUCUGUUUCUCAGAAGUAUUUACGUAGUCCGGGGGAAACUUAAUUCUUGUGUCUGUGUGGCGAUUCUUUUGUGAACUUAGCGACUAGAGGUCGAAGGCCAUAUUGCUGUGUGUGUGUUUCUGCCCGUCGUAGUGGAUUUUUGGAGGGAUUUUUUUUUUUUUUUUUUUACCAUUUUGAUUUUGUUUAUUUGUGUGAAAAGUGUUGGUGAAAUUGUAAAGAUGGUGAUGAGGAUGAGACGAGAGGGCCAGGAGAAGAAUGGAUCGAUGGAGGAAGGAAGUAGAGAAAGUGGUAAAGAAAGUGGGGAGAGUCAAGGUGUCAGAGCUACAUUCACUUGAAAACCAGGUUGUCAUGUGACCACCGGUCGCCUGAACAGCAGCAAUACGACGUAAAGGCAGUGUGACACCGCGUGUGUUGACCAAUAACCUCUGCAGAGAACAAGGCGUAUAUAUAUUGAUAAAUAUAUAUAUAGAUAUAUAUAUUUAGCUGUCAGUGUGGCGACGCAUUUAUUCUUUAUACUUUACUGUCUCACAUCUGUGCUGGAUGUUUUGUAAUACUUGCAAAACAAAAAUGGUCUUUGUAUUUAUUGUAUUUUUUCUAUUGUGAAAAUUUAAGUACAUUGUCUAUUUUAUAUAUUAAUUAUAAUAAAUGUUGUACAUAUUGUAC